AUGAAUGACGAGACUGGCGUCCAGAUCGUGGGCGCCAGGUCUAAGCGAACACAUCAGGAAAUGUCGCACGAACCAAACGAAGGAUCUUCAAGAUCCUGGUUUGGUCACUUCCGUCCCAGACCCGAGAUGGCCAAUGCUCGCCCUUCUCGGUUGCCAUACAUCCGAGCCUCGCGCGAUGGAGAUGAGCUUAGGAGCCCUGUCCCCAGGCCAGCGCAGGAAGAAGCCGUCAUUGACCUUACAGAGGAGCCCGAAACACCCCCGCAACCUACCCUGCCUCGCGGCUCAGAAAGCCGAACCUCAAACCCCGGAAGACUACCGCGAUUCGGGAGGGAUAUCCUGGAAAACAUAGUUGAUCUUGAGGCGGAUGAGGAUGAGCCUCCUAGCAAUCCCACUGGAGGAACUUCUAGCAGCCCAGAGGUCCAGUUCGUCGGUUCCACAACUCGCCGCCACCCCCUUCCAUCCCGGGGAUUAGACCCUUUCUCCGCGCACCGGUCGAACCUCGCCCCACCGAAUCCCAGACGUCGUCCCAUGAACGCUAGUUUGGACGACAGUAUGUUUUCGUCAAUAUUUUCCUCGGUUCCAGGUCUACUCGGCCGGAGAAAUUUGGGCAGAUUCCCGCCUCCGGAGGUCGAGUCUCUUAUAUUCGGCUCGGAUUUACUUCCUGAAUCUCUCGAUGACCUGGGUCAGCUCAACUAUUCCAUGUCCUCAUUCCCCAUGGGUGCUCCAACGCAACAAGCACCCCCCAGUCGACGGAAUGAAUACAAGCCGCCGAGCCCGGCGCCAGAAGGUUUUACGCGGACACUUGGUGACGAUGACGUUGCUGUUUGCCCCAACUGCUACUGGGAAUUAGGUACCGGAGAAGGCAAGAAGCAAGAGAUUUGGGUUUCAAAACAGUGUGGACAUGUCUAUUGUGGCGAAUGCACCGACAACCGAUCUUUAUCGAAAGCUAAAAAGUCACAAGGCUCUCCAAAGACAAAACCUUUCUCCAAGUGUCAGGUUCUCGACUGCGGCAAAUCUGUCAGCGCGCCGACCUCGAUGAUCCACAUCUACCUUUAA
Molecule: messenger RNA, 1056 nt
Organism: Penicillium manginii
Lineage: Eukaryota; Fungi; Ascomycota; Eurotiomycetes; Eurotiales; Aspergillaceae
Product: putative RING finger domain protein
Exons: 3
Coding region: 1-1056 (351 amino acids)
Cellular component (GO): SUMO-targeted ubiquitin ligase complex
Molecular function (GO): ubiquitin-protein transferase activity
Source: RefSeq, a predicted model, not a curated record